UUUUUUGGCGGAACAUUUUCAUUUGAUAUCUUCUGUUGUGGAUUGGGGGCGGAAAAAGUGGUGGCGGCAGAAUGGAGACUCAGAUUCCUCUGUUGGAUGAGACGGUGGAGGGCGCAGUUGAUUACCAAGGCCGUCCUGUCCACCGAUCCAAUUCCGGCGGUUGGAGAUCCGCCGCACUCAUCAUAGGAGUGGAGGUUGCUGAAAGAUUUGCCUACUAUGGAGUUUCCUCCAACCUCAUAAACUUCUUAACGGACCAGCUCGGACAGUCGACGGCCAUGGCUGCGGCCAAUGUCAACGCCUGGUCCGGUGCCGCGUCGCUGCUACCUCUUCUUGGGGCCUUUCUCGCCGACUCCUUCCUCGGACGAUUCCGCACUAUCCUUCUUUCCUCUGCCCUCUACGUCUUGGGACUUGGGUUGCUGACUCUGUCUGCAACAUUUCCUUCUCCCAACAUUUCUGCCUGCCAAGGCCAACACACCCAAAAAGCCGUACCAUGUUCCCCCAGUGAUGCCCAAGUAAUUUUAUUUUUCUCCUCCUUGUAUCUGGUGGCAGUUGCUCAAGGAGGACACAAACCUUGCGUCCAGGCCUUCGGAGCCGAUCAAUUUGACGGCCAACAUCCAGAAGAAACCAAAGCUAAAAGCUCUUUCUUUAACUGGUGGUACUUUUGCAUCUCUCUGGCCACUUUUGCAACUGUUAAUAUCUUGAACUAUGUGCAAGAUAAUCUUAGUUGGGUUCUUGGGUUUGGAAUUCCUUUCAUUGCAAUGGUUCUUGCACUGCUAGUUUUCUUGCUGGGGACUAGGAGGUAUAGGUACAGCAACACAGGAGACGAGGAAAACCCAUUUGUAAGGAUCGGACGGGUGUUCAUCACAGCACUGAGAAAUUGGCGUCUGACUUCUUCAGAGAUAGCUCAUGAAGAGGAAAUUCGUGGCCUUUUACCUCACCAUAGCUCUCGACAGUUCAGGUUCCUCGACAGAGCUUUAGUUGUACCUAAAAGUUCAAAAGAAGGCGGUCGUGCAUGUAGUGUCAGUGAAGUUGCGGAAGCAAAAGCAGUACUUAGGCUUGGUCCUAUAUGGGUUACAUGCUUAGCAUAUGCUGUUGUGUUCUCUCAGUCAUCAACUUUCUUUACAAAACAAGGAGUCACAAUGGACAGAUUAAUAGUUUCUGGAUUUGAAAUACCAGCUGCUUCACUUCAAUCCUUCAUCAGUCUGUCUAUUGUCAUUUCCCUACCGAUAUAUGAUCGCGUACUCAUCCCGAUAGCUAGAAAUUUCACUGGGAAACCUUCUGGAAUUACAAUGCUACAGAGGAUUGGAAUUGGGAUGCUGUUAUCUGCCCUUUCCAUGAUCAUCGCUGCAUCAAUCGAGUUAAAAAGGCUCAAAACAGCUGAAGAAUAUGGUUUGGUUGAUCUGCCUAAGGCAACGGUUCCUCUGAGUAUAUGGUGGCUGGUUCCUCAGUAUGUACUGUUUGGAGUUGCAGAUGUUUUCACCAUGGUUGGGUUGCAGGAGUUUUUCUACGACCAGGUUCCGAGUGGACUAAGAAGCAUCGGUCUCUCCCUGUAUCUGAGUAUUUUUGGGGUUGGCAGCUUUUUAAGCAGCUUUAUCAUCUCUGCAAUUGUAAACUUAACCAGUGGGGAUGGCAAAGAAAGUUGGCUUGACAACAAUCUCAACAAAGCUCAUCUUGAUUACUUCUACUGGCUACUUUCUGGGCUCAGUACUAUCGGAUUGGCCGCUUUCCUAUGUUUUGCAAGAACUUACAUCUACAAUAAGGGGAACCCCACAUGAAUUAUACUGUCUAGGAGUGUUGUAAUUUAUAGUGAGUGGGAUUGGAAAUGUAUUGUUAUGUAUCAAAAUGGAUCUAUUUGAAACUUUAUCUUACCGAUUAUCAUCUGUCGAAUUCUAGUUUUAGUGUCGUCUACAGAUUUUGAGUGGCAGACUUGA
Momordica charantia (bitter melon) is the source of this 1931-nucleotide messenger RNA. Its product is annotated as protein NRT1/ PTR FAMILY 5.10. Gene Ontology annotation, biological process: transmembrane transport; dipeptide transport. Gene Ontology annotation, molecular function: tripeptide transmembrane transporter activity; dipeptide transmembrane transporter activity. Gene Ontology annotation, cellular component: membrane. NCBI's taxonomy places the organism in Eukaryota, Viridiplantae, Streptophyta, Magnoliopsida, Cucurbitales, Cucurbitaceae. The record is from RefSeq and is a predicted model, not a curated record.